Arctia plantaginis is the source of this 1794-nucleotide messenger RNA. Lineage: Eukaryota; Metazoa; Arthropoda; Insecta; Lepidoptera; Erebidae. The record is from the annotation of a GenBank genome assembly.
AUGGGCGUAAUGGCGUCUACAAAGCAAGAAUGGCGGCCGGCUAGAGAUGGACGAUAUACAUCGAUUUAUUUAAAAAACUCGAUGUAUAAUGCGCUGCUUGCUGAUCUUCAAAACUCAAUCAACCCUGGCGCCCGGGUCGGUAGUCCGGGUGGCAGAAGCUCUCCAGGAGGAAGAACUACUUCCCCUGGCCGGACCAGUUCACCGCUUGGCAGAGGAAGCUCGCCUGGUCGCUUAAGCUCUCCUGGAGGUAGCCUAAAUUCGCCAUCAUCGACUGGAUACGGAUCUAUCAAUGGCUCUAGAAAUAUAUCUGCAGAUUAUACUAAACCUGCUUCGCCUACAUACCAAAACACGUCAGCAAUAUACGAGAAAGCUGUGCCAACAAAUUAUGGCAACACACAGACAGCCUACAGCAGUCACACGACGAACUACAACGCCCCACAACCUGGAUACGGCAGGACUGGUGGAAGAGGUAACCUGACCGAGCUGGACACUCUACUCGAUGACCUGAGCAAUGCGAGAUACGGGAACUAUAUGGAGAAGACCUCGUAUAAUGAAAGAACUGGUAGUUAUCCGCGUACCAACGGCGCUACUAGUCCAGCAGCUUCCAGGCCCACGGUUGACUCGCUCCUCGACCAACUCAGUGCCGAUCUGCCCAAUGGUCGCGCCUCAACAUCGCCCGUUCCCCCGCCAUCGACCGGUGGGACUCUACCUCGCCCAGGCACCAAGCAAAUUACCGUCACCGUGCAAGAAACAGUGGUGGAACCAGCUCAAUCUCAGCAACAACCACCACCGACUAUGGCGACUAACGUAGUUCGACAUCAACACCACGCCUCCAACGCUACAAAGGAACUUGAUGAUUUGAUGGCGUCACUUUCCGAUUUUAAAGUAAGUCCUUUUUGAGGGCUAUUCUCUGUGAGCGGGACAGGAGGUGAAGACGGCGGCAUCCACGUUCAUCGCGAGAAGCGUGCGUGGCAAGAGCAAUACCGCAGCAACCCGCGGCAACCCGAAUCCGCCUCUCUCGAGCAUAUGCUCGGUUCUCUCCGUGCAGACAUGAGCCGCCAAGGAGUACAGACCCCCCAGAAGGGAUGCUGCAACGCUUGCGAUAAGCCCAUUGUCGGACAGGUUAUCACGGCGUUGGGUCGCACGUGGCAUCCAGAGCAUUUCACCUGCGCUCACUGCAACCAAGAGUUGGGCACUAGGAACUUCUUCGAGCGCGAUGGCAGACCUUACUGUGAACCAGACUAUCACAACCUCUUCUCGCCAAGAUGCGCCUACUGCAAUGGACCCAUCCUGGAUAAAUGCGUGACAGCCUUGGAAAAAACCUGGCAUACGGAGCACUUCUUCUGUGCCCAAUGUGGGCAACAGUUCGGUGAGGACGGCUUUCAUGAAAGGGAUGGGAAGCCUUACUGCCGCGCUGACUACUUUGACAUGUUCGCACCUAAAUGCGGCGGUUGUAGUAAGCCCAUUAUGGAGAACUACAUCUCAGCACUGAACACACAAUGGCAUCCAGACUGCUUUGUAUGCAAGGAAUGCCGCGAACCUUUCCAUGGAGGCUCAUUCUUCGAGCAUGAAGGUCAACCGUACUGCGAAACCCACUACCACGGCAAGCGCGGCUCCCUCUGCGCCGGCUGUCAUAAGCCUAUAGCGGGCCGGUGCAUCACGGCAAUGUUCAGAAAGUUCCAUCCAGAACAUUUUGUCUGCGCCUUCUGCCUCAGACAGCUCAACAAGGGGACCUUCAAGGAGCAGAACGAUAAGCCUUAUUGCCACGCGUGCUUUGAUAAACUCUUCGGUUAA